UCCGUGCAGCCUAUUCUCCCGCCUUCAUUUCCCAUCGUGCUGAGGUGGGUGGCAUGGCGGAGAAGGAUGACACCGGAGUUUGACGAAGAGGUGGUUUUUGAGAAUUCUCCACUUUACCAGUACUUACAGGACCUGGGACACACAGACUUUGAAAUAUGUUCUUUUUUGUCACCAAAAACAGAAAAAUGCACAACGACAGAGGGACAACAAAGGACUCCUACAAGAAUCCUGCCGAAACGAAGCUUCCUGUUAAAAGUGGCUCAAACCGUCAAAAAUUGGAUUUUUUUUUCUCAGUGCAAUGAGAGCGAUGACUUACUUCACAAGUUGGAUAUUGGAUUCCGACUCGACUCACUACAUACCAUCCUGCAACAGGAAGUCUUGGUACAAGAGGAUGUGGAGCUGAUUGAGCUGCUUGAUCCCAGUAUCCUGUCUGCAGGGCAACCUCCACAACAGGAAAAUGGACACCUUCCAACACUUUGCUCCCUGGCAGCUCCCAAUAUUUGGGAUGUCUCAAUGCUAUUUGCCUUCAUUAGUUUGCUCAUUAUGCUUCCCACUUGGUGGACAUUAUCUUCCUGGCUGGUGUGGGGAGUGAUUCUGUUUGUUUAUCUGAUCAUAAGAGCUUUGAGAUUAUGGAGAACAGCCAAACUACAAAUGACCCUAAAAAAAUACAAUAUCCGUUUGGAAGAUAUGGCAGCAAAUAGCCGGGCUUUUACUAACCUUGUAAGAAAAGCUUUACGUCUCAUUCAAGAAACUGAAGUCAUUUCCAGAGGAUUUACACUGGUCAGUGCUGCUUGCCCAUUUAAUAAAGCUGGACAGCAUCCCAGUCAGCAUCUCAUCGGUCUUCGGAAAGCUGUCUACAGAACUGUAAGAGCCAACUUUCAAGGAGCAAGGCUAGCUACCCUAUAUAUGCUGAAAAACUACCCCCUGAACUCUGAGAGUGACAAUAUAACCAACUACAUCUGUGUGGUGCCUUUUAAGGAGCUGGGCCUUGGACUUAGUGAAGAGCAGAUUUCAGAAGAGGAAGCACAUAACCUUACGGAUGGCUUCAGCCUGCCUGCUUUGAAGGUUUUGUUCCAACUCUGGGUGGCACAGAGUUCAGAGUUCUUCAGACGGUUAGCCCUGUUACUUUCUACAGCCAAUUCACCUCCUAGGCUCUUGCUUACUCCAACACUUUUGUCUCAUCGUAUUUUGUCUGAUGUGACUCAAGGUCUACCUCAUGCGCAUGCUGCCUGUUUGGAAGAGCUUAAGCGCAGCUAUGAGUUCUAUAGGUACUUUGAAACUCAGCACCAGUCAGUACCACAGCGCUUAUCCAAAACUCAACAGAAAUCAAGAGAACUGAGUAAUGUUCACACAGCGGUACGCAGCUUGCAGCUCCAUCUGAAAGCAUUACUGAAUGAGGUAAUAAUUCUUGAGGAUGAACUUGAAAAGCUUGUUUGUGCCAAAGAAACACAAGAACUAGUAUCAGAGGCUUAUCAAAUCCUAGAACAAAAAUUAAAGUUGAUUCAGCCCCAUGUUCAAGCAAGCAACAAUUGCUGGGAAGAAGCUAUUUCGCAGGUGGAUAAACUGCGAAGAAAUACAGAUAAAAAAGGCAAGCCUGAAGUAGCGUGUGAAAACCCACAUUGUACUGUGGUACCUUUGAUGCAGCCUACUGUACACAUUGUAGACAGAGAUCCAAUCCCUGAAGAACAGGAAUUAGAAGCUUAUGUAGAUGACAUAGAUAUGGACAAUGAUUUCAGAAAAGAUGAUUUUUAUUACUUAUCUCAAGAAGACAAAGAGAGACAGAGGCGUGAGCAUGAAGAAUCCAAGAGAGUACUUCAAGAAUUAAAAUCUGUGCUGGGAUUUAAAGCUUCAGAGGUAGAAAGGCAGAAGUGGAAGCAACUUUUAUUUAGUGAUCAUGCUGUGUUGAAAUCCUUGUCUCCUGUAGACCCAAUGGAACCCAUAAGUAAUUCAGAACCAUCAGUGAAUUCAGAUAUGGGAAAAGUCAGUAAAAAUGAUACUGAAGAGGAAAAUAGUAAACCCUCCACAACUGACAAUGAAAUAAGUAGGACUCAGUUUUUAUGUGAAAACCCUCAAAAGGGUAAAGAUAAAGACAGUUCUUCAAAUGAAGUCUUCCUCCAAGGAGCUGAGGAAAGAAUGUGUUACCAAUGUGAGAGUGGAGAUGAAUCUCAGCAGGCAGAUGAAGGUGGCCUGUCCACUGCCCCUCCAACUCCCAGGGACUCCUUACAGCCCUCCCUUAAGCAGAGGCUGGCACGGCUGCAGCUGUCACCAGAUUUUACCUUCACUGCUGGCCUUGCUGCAGAAGUGGCUGCUAGAUCUCUCUCCUUCACCACCAUGCAAGAACAGACUUUUGGCGAUGAAGAAGAGGAACAAACAGUAGAAGAAAAUGAAAAUGGCGGAGAAGAAAGAACCGAGAUUCACAUGAAGUGAUUGUAGAUUGUUCAAAAGUGUUUUAGCUUCAAAACUGGAAAGGGAAAAUGAGUGUAAGUUUACUAUAUAUGAAGCUAAAUUGUGAGUUUACAGCAAGAACCCUGGUUUGAAAAACUGAUCUGAAAAUUAGUACUUACCUGUAAAUGGCAGAUCUUUUAGGAAAAUAAGAGAAGGUAAGGGCUCUUUUGAAUAAACUACAGUUUUAUUUGCGACGUGUCUGAUCAAUCUUGGAAAUUCUUUAAGUACUUUUAAUAAGAAAUGAAUUUAUCAUUUCUUGCCAGAAUUUACUACCCUAAGGUGACUGGGAUAAUUGCAAGAACAUUAACAUUUAGUAUGACUCCUUUUUACUGUAUUCUUGCAGUUAAUAACUGCAGCUAUUAUGUUAAUAAUAAGUUGUUUGUAUUUUAUUUUUGUUUAUACCAGUCUUAAAGCAAAGAUACAGGUUCUGAAUAAAAAAUAUUAAUUCAUACAA
Galeopterus variegatus (Sunda flying lemur) is the source of this 2899-nucleotide messenger RNA. RefSeq names its product vezatin, adherens junctions transmembrane protein (gene VEZT). Gene Ontology annotation, cellular component: plasma membrane. NCBI's taxonomy places the organism in Eukaryota, Metazoa, Chordata, Mammalia, Dermoptera, Cynocephalidae. The transcript has 13 exons. Bases 67 to 2427 code for a protein of 786 amino acids. The record is from RefSeq and is a predicted model, not a curated record. Gene Ontology annotation, molecular function: myosin binding. Gene Ontology annotation, biological process: cell-cell adhesion.